GAAGAAGACGACGACGACGACGACGAAACAGCUAGGUUGCUUGCGGCUUUCAAUCGUCGACUUUCUGCAUCUGUUUUCGUGGAAAACGAAGCCAGUGGCAGGUCCAAGGUCCACGAGUUGUUUUUUUUGCCUGGAGCUGCGUGGAUCACCUGAGAGGGUGCAGCGGUGAUUUGAGGAAACGCCCAGAGCGUUUCUCCACAGCUCGCCAUCAUGUCUCAGAAUUACCCGUACAGAAAGCCGCCGCCUGACACCGACCUCAGAACUGAUCCCGGGCCUUACAGAUCUGUGGACUACCGCCACUCCUCAGCGGACCGUGACUUUUACAGGCAGCCACAAGACUCCUUCUCUGUCUCCUCCUCCUGCCCGUCCUCGUCCAGGGGCUCUGGAGUGCUGCAGUCAUCGCAGGACAAUGUUCUGAGCAUCCUGAGCAGCUGCGGUCUGGAGCCCAGUGAUCUGGCGCUGCUAGCUGAGCUGCCCGAAGACGUCCUCACUAUUGAGUCUCUGCCACACAUCCUCAGACAGAUCAAAUGCAAGAAAGGGACCGUCAAACCUUUCCCUCCCCGGGCUCCGUCUCCCUCCUCCUCUUCCUCCUACCCUCCCAGCUCCUCCUCCUCUAGAGACUGGGACCAGCUCCAUCGCACGUCGGUCCAGUACCCGCUGGACCACCUGCCACCACCACCUCCUCCCUCGGAGCAGCUCAUGGAUCGCUGGAAUAAUCCGAUUACCGUGAGCUCCGGCCGAGCAGAGCUGCCACCAUCGUCAUCCUUAUCAUCGUCGUCGUUGGGGUACACGGUGGACUUCCACCGCAGGCAGGGCCCCUCUGAUUAUGGUAAGGCUGGUCCAGUUCCUUCUUACAGCCCGGCGAGGCGAGGAGAUAGAGCGCCGUCAUCUCGAUUCUCUGAGGCUGGACCAGCUGAUUACAGGUCAUCAGCGCUGGUGACGGCUUCUCCUCUUCCUAGCGAGCACCAGUCCAAACCUCUGGCAAGCCGCCGUGACACGUCCUCCACGAGGAGCAGUCAGUCCUCGCCCUCAAUGCCUACACGGAAAGAAGCUCUGGAUUUCCACGGGAAGGUCCCGCCGUCGUUCCCGUACUCGUGCUCGCUGUGUGAUAUCACUGUACUGUCGCAGAAGGUUUGGAUUCAGCACGUGACCGGCAGGCACCAUGCAGAUGGACAGCUCAGCCUCCUGCAGCAGUUUCCUAACUGGGACUGCCGCAUGCAGACGGUCCGAAGGGACGAUAAAUCUGAGAAGAAGAAAGAUGGAGGAAAAGGCGCCCCGGCAGCUAGUCAAACAUCGCAGUCGAAUAGCAAGUGGAAGCAGAAGAAGGUAAAGAAGAAUUUGGAGAAAGGGAAGGUAGUGUGCAUCAAGUUUCCGUCUCAGUCUGUCGAUGAGAAAUACCUCAGGAAGCUUGCAGAACCGUUCGGGAAGAUCAUCAAGGUCAUCAUGUUUCCGUCUCUGGGCUUCGUGGAGAUGGGCUCGGUUGAUCAGGCCAAAGACUUGGUGAAGUUUCACAGCAAUUAUCCUCCAACUGUGAACGGAGAGCAGCUCGUGUUCAGCGUCUCCAGCGCCUUCAACUUUCUCCAGAGCUCCCGGGUGGUGAGUUUCACGCCCGCUCCGUCGGGAGAAGACGGAAAAUCCGACCUGAUCAAUAUCAUCAAACGCUUCGGCCCGCCGCUCUACACCCUGUUCCUGCCGUCAAUGGUGUUCGUUGAGAUGAAGAACGCCCCUGAUGCUCAGAAGCUGGUGGAUUAUUAUCUGUCCAACACUCUGAGGAUCAACAGUGACUUGAUUUGUGUCUCCUUCUCUGGAGAGUACAAGACUCUCAUGCGGGUUUCAAAAGCCAAGAGGUACGAAGAAGAAAACGAAAGUACAAAGAAGAGUACCACCAAGAGGACAAGGAGCUCAAGCCGAGACAGAACGACAGAAAAUAAGAAAAGAAGGUCCAGAUCCAGAGACAAGGCCAGAAAAGAGGAACGGACCAGAACAAGGUCCAGGUCCAGGGAUAAAUCUAAAGAAAAAUCCAGCAGAGAUGCCAAAACUAGAUCUAGGUCCAAAGACAAGUUGGAUAGAAAAAGGAAGAGCAGAACCCGGUCCAGGUCCAGAGAUAAGUCCACUAGUGAGAAGCGGACCAGGACCAGGUCUAAGUCAGGGUCCAGAGAAAAAACAAAAGAAAAAUCCAACAAGGAAAGCAAGAAAGGGUCCCAAGCGAAGAAGCCAGACGAAUCGAGAGAAAAAUCCAACAGAGACCAGAAGACCAGGUCCGCAUCCAGAGACAAGUCCAGCAGAGAGACAAAAACCAAGUCUACAACCCAAGAAAAGUCAAGCAAAGAAAGAAAAAGCAGGAGCAAAUCUAGAUCCGUGGAAAAAUCCAGCAGAGAUAAGAAAUCCAGGUCUAGAGAGAGAUCCAGCAACAAGUCCUCCAGACGGGACGGAGAAAAGACGGCAGAACCAGAGAAACCAGAUGCAGAGUCCACAUCCAAAGGACGACCGUCUCCUCUCGAAGACUCCAAACCUGAAGUUUCAAACACAGAAGAAGUGGAGGGGGAGGCAGCGUUGCCUGGAGAGGAGAGCGACAUCGAGGGGAUGGAGGUGAUUGCUGAGGAUGGAGAGAAUCUGGCAGAUGACGAUGAGGAGGCUCUGCAAGAGGAAGAGAAAAAAGAGAGUCCUAAAGAGAGAGCACCUGAAAAAGAUGAAGUAAAGGAGGUGAUAGGUGGAGAGCCUGGCAAUGAGGAGAAACCUGCGUCGGAGAAGGAGAUAAAGAAGGAAGAGAAGGAGGAAGUAGAGGAGUCAAAGGAAGCAACAGAGACUCCUCUACAGGAGGAUUUGGAGGACUUCCCUGUAGACCUGGAAAACUGCAUCACUCUGGAUGAACUGGAAGAAGAUGACUCUGACGACCAAGGUGGAGAAUCAGCAGAUGAGCCCAAGUCAACAUCGAAAUCCAGCAGGGUUUUUUACUUCGGCCACCUGCCACCUAAUUACGCCCUCUUUGACUUCUUCCAACUGCUGCGAAAUUUUGGGAAGGUGGUGCGCUAUUACCUGAUUGGCAAUCGACGAGAGGGUUUCAUUGAGAUGUCGAGUUCUUCAGCGGCCCUGAAAGCUGUUGAAGAGCUCGUCAGCAAACCAGCCAUCCACAACUGCCCCAAACUCAAAGCCCGCAUCUCCACCAAAUACUACAGACUUGACAACGGAUGGGUUGUUCACUCGGACGGCAGCAAUGACAAGGACAGUCGAGGCAGGAAGCGCGAGAAACGAAGCAAAUCCAAGACCUCAGACCAGGACGAGACCGACAGGAGGUCUAAAGGGAGGAAGGAGUCCCCGAAGAAGACAUCAGAGAAAUCAGGCAAAAAGACUCCAGAAAAAGAUUCUGGGUCAAAAAAGCCUCCAGAGAAAGACUCAUCAGGGAAAAAGACCCCAAAGAAAGAGUCCACAUCCAAAACGUCUCCAGAAAAGGAUGCCAAAAACAUCUUGGAAACGAAAUCCACUGGGAAAAAGACUCCACCGAAAGAUUUGCCAUCUAAAAAAACUUCAGGUAAGGAUUCUACAACAAAAAAGACUCCAGCGAAAAAGCCCGCAUCCAGAAAGACUCUGGAAAACAAGUCUACAUUCAGAGAAACUUCAGAAGAAGAGUCCAAAAAGUCUCCAAAGAGGGAAUCGUUGGACAAAGAGCCUCCAGAAAAGGUCCUUAAAAACGGCCCGGAGAAGGAAUCCGCAGGGAGAAAGACUCCUGAGAAAGGGUCAUCGUGUGCAGAGAUUCCAGACAGCGAGACGCUGGAACCAAAAGGAGCUCCUGACAAUAAUUCAGUGCCUCAGACAACUGUGAAGAAAGAACUAAAGAAAGAAAAUACUCAACAAAAUGAGGAACCAGCAGCUGAUAAAGCGCCAUCUGAAAAAGAUUAUAUCAAAAAGGAAACACCACGCACAUUCAAGCAGGAGGAGGAGGAAACACCAAUAGACGUUUGUAUGGAAGCAGGACCAAAUGUGAAAGAUGCAGAGAGUCCAGAUCCACCAGUCUCCUCUACAGAGCCCUCAAAACCACCACCUGAACAGGAGGCGAAGCCCCAGUUUGAACCUGCAGAGGGCGCUGCUGAACCUCAGAAACCCACCAAACCUGUUGGGACGGAGUUCGUGCGACCGGUCGUCGGUUAUUUCUGUAACCUGUGUCAGCAGAUCUUCGCUGAAGAGGAUGAAGCCAAACAGCAGCACUGCAGCAGCCUGUCGCAUUACAGCAAAUACCAGGAGAAGACUGGGAGGGAUCCGUGGACGAGCUGAACAUCUGCAGAGACAUUGGUUACCUUCAGAUUUUAUUAAUUGACUUUAUCAGAGCUGAAACGGGACUGAGAUCCUAAACAUGAUUUGAUUUCUGUCUGUUCUCCACUGGACUUUGAGUUUCUGUACAAAGAUUUUUUUUUUUAAAGGCUUCUGCUGAAAAAUUCAAAAAUGUAUAAAUAUUUAAGUUUUAUGUCAUGCAGAACAGCAACUGUAUGUUUGAGAAAGAGUGAGAUGUGACUGUAAAAAGCCACUUGCUUACAUUUCUGUUAAGCUCCAGGCUCUCUCCUACUCACGUGCUCUAGUCCUAAAAGGUGUUGAUUGGUCAACCCAGAAGAUUUAGAAACAAACACCAGGUUCAGAUGCUGUCAGAUUAAGAAAAAUGUCUUAAGGAUGCUGUAAUGUCAGAAUAUUAACUGCUCCCUGGGCUCUAAUCAGUUUUUGUCUAAUUGUACUCAUGCCGCACCUUCACAGAAGCUAUGUAAUUUAAGAAUCUGUGGUGUUGUCAAAUAAAUAAUCUCACAUGAA
This is a messenger RNA of Pundamilia nyererei, 4794 nucleotides long. Its product is annotated as matrin-3-like. Gene Ontology annotation, molecular function: RNA binding; zinc ion binding. The coding region runs from base 211 to 4269 and encodes 1352 amino acids. NCBI's taxonomy places the organism in Eukaryota, Metazoa, Chordata, Actinopteri, Cichliformes, Cichlidae. The record is from RefSeq and is a predicted model, not a curated record. The transcript is spliced from 22 exons.